This is a messenger RNA of Peronospora matthiolae, 918 nucleotides long. The record is from the annotation of a GenBank genome assembly. Lineage: Eukaryota; Oomycota; Peronosporomycetes; Peronosporales; Peronosporaceae.
AUGCUGGAUCCACGGGAGACGUUCGCGGGCAUCAUGGGCGCCUUUUGCUGUGUGUAUGCAGGCCUUCCCUUUGAAGUCGUGAAGGUGCGACUGCAGACUCAAGGCGCGACCAACGCGUACCAGGGCGUGACCGACGCUUUCCGUCGCAUUGUCACCGAAGAGGGCGUCGCGGCGCUCUGGAAAGGCGCAGUACCAGCGCUGUCGAGUUCUGUGAUUGAGAACUCGGUGCUUUUUAGUGCGAAUGGAGUUGCGAAGCGAGCGGUAGUGGCGUUGCAUGCGAAACAGUGCGGAACGCGCGAGGGUGAGGACGAGUACCAGCUGACGACAAUGGACGAGGCCUGUAUGGGCGCGUUUGCUGGCUGCUUUUCUGCAACGGCCAUUACAGUGCCAGAGAAUAUCAAGUGUAAGCUGCAAUUCCAACGCGGACAUCCGGGUGUCGGACACUAUCAUGGACCUUGGGACUGUCUGGUGAAAGUGGGCAAGGGAGAAGGAAUGAGAGGACUCUUCAGGGGGUACUCGGCCUUGCUGCUGCGUGACGUGCCGUUCAGCUUUAUUUUCUUUGGAUCGUACCAAGCUUUCACAUCUGGAACAGUUCAACUAUUGGGCACAGAGUCGAAGAACGACCUGAACCCUGUCGCUAUUCUUGCAAGUGGCGGUCUCGCAGGCGCUUCUAGUUGGAGCGUCAUAUUUCCCGUGGACGUGCUCAAGUCACGAAUGCAAACGGCAAGCUCGACACAAUUGCUCUCACUACGGAGCGCCUUCCGUGCAAUCUACUCAGAGUUUGGCAUCCAUGGAUUCUACCGCGGCUGGUCGGCCGCCGUACUGCGUUCAUUCCCGGCCAAUGGUUCGCUUUUUCUCGGUGUGGAGAUGACGCACCGCCUUUUCCGUUGGUUUGACACCAAACAAAAUCAAGUGUAA